CUGUAUGUUGGUCUCAUGGAUGAGUUCAACGUCGACCGAGGACAAGCAUCCUGGCCAAUUUGUCUCAUAGGAGCCGUCAGUAACCUGGCGGGUAUUGUGGCCGGGCCGGUCUGUCAGAAAUACACGGCAAAGCCACCCAUGAUUGCCGGGAGCAUCAUUAUGUGGAUUGGCAUUAUCUCCUCCAGCUUUGCACCCAACAUUCUCUGGGUGUCCAUAACACAAGGUAUUUUGUUCGGCUUUGGAGCUGGACUGGUCUUCAUGAUGCUGCCGGUGAUAAUAACCCAGUAUUUCGACAAAUACAAGGGUCUCGCAUUUGGAAUCACGUACAGUGGUUCUACAAGUUCAGCCUUCGUGUUUCCGAGACUGCUGCUCUUUUUGCGAGAGACCUACAACUUCAAGAGCAGUAUCAGGAUCUUCGGCGCCAUCCUGAUGCACGUCACAGCCGUCAGCCUCAUCCUGAAAGAACCCGAGUGGAUAAGACGGAAGCGCCAUCAGGACAAACUUGCGAGCAGGCAGCCGAAACAAAUAGUACACACCGUUGAUCAGCGAGAGCCCAAUUCUGUGAAGCCUCCAGCAAAGAAUUCACGCCCAGCCGCAGGAAGCUUGAUGCACGGACUAACCGUUCUGCAAACUCCGAUGUUCUACGUCGUUGUCGCCUCAUACAUUUUGUUUGGAUACACAUUCGACGUCUUUAUGGCUACCGUCGUUGACUUUGCCACGGACCGAGGUAGCAACGUUUCAGACGCUGUAUCACUCAUUCCGCUUUUUUCCGUAACGGACACCUUGGGAAGGCUGUGCCUGCCUGUACUGGCAGACAGGGGGUACCUCCGGCGAAGCACGUUGGCGAUGAUCAACUACACGUUAAUGGGACUGAUUCUUAUGAUACUGCCUCGAGUGGAGUCGUACACUGGACUUGUUGUCAUAUGCCUUGUCUUAGGAACCUUUAUUGGUUGUGGUGUUUCCACCUACCCAGCCCUAAUGGCCGAAUAUGUGGACCAGCAGCGUCUUCCGAUUAGCUUCGGUCUUGUGGGAACGGUGGCCGGACCACUCUUCAUACUCAAGCCCCUAUUUAUCGGGCAUUUUAGGGAUAAGAUUGGAUCCUACGAUGGCAUGUACAGGAUUCUUGCUGGGGGUCUACUUGUGCUCGGAAUUCUUUGGUCCGUGGUGGUUUGCUUCGAAAAGCGCUCACAAAGAGUUUGGAAAGUGGAGAAGGAAAGACGCUGUACAAAUCAAGUUGCCGGACACUCAUUCUACUGUCAACCGGUCUUCGCCACUGCGCAACCUUGUGAUAGUGAAGUGGACGCAUUGUCUGCUGCUCCAACAAACACUUCUGCACCAACGUGACUGCCCAGCAAU
Messenger RNA from Ixodes scapularis (black-legged tick), 1356 nucleotides. Its product is annotated as monocarboxylate transporter 9. Gene Ontology annotation, biological process: transmembrane transport. The transcript is spliced from 4 exons. Gene Ontology annotation, molecular function: monocarboxylic acid transmembrane transporter activity. The record is from RefSeq and is a predicted model, not a curated record. NCBI's taxonomy places the organism in Eukaryota, Metazoa, Arthropoda, Arachnida, Ixodida, Ixodidae. Bases 16 to 1344 code for a protein of 442 amino acids.